AUAUCCCAAUACAUUAUAUUUCCUGAAAAUGGCGGCGAUCAGCAGAGAAAACGCUCGUCCGCCCUUCCUCACGGCGCUUUGCGUCCUGUUCUUCGCCGCUCAACUUCUCGUCUGCUGCGCUGCCAAGAAAAACGUGGCCAUUCUGACCGAAGACAACUGGACGUCCAUGCUGGAGGGAGAAUGGAUGGUGGAAUUCUAUGCCCCAUGGUGUCCAGCCUGCCGUAACCUGCAGUCCACCUGGGAGGAAUUUGCAGACUGGGGAGAGGACCUGGAGAUCCAGGUGGGCAAGGUGGACGUGACCGAGGAGGCAGGACUGAGUGGCAGGUUUGGUGUUACCUCUCUGCCAACCAUCUACCAUGUGCUGGACGGUGAGUUCCGUAAGUACACCGGCUCUCGCACCAAGGAUGACUUCAUCAGCUUCGUGGACGACAAGAAGUGGGAGAAGGUGGAGCCUGUAGAGUCGUGGAAGGCUCCAAACUCUUUCCUCAUGUCCUGUGUGUCUUGGCUUUUUAAGAUCUCAAUGGCUGUCAGGACCGUACAUACCAGCAUCACAGAGGACUAUGGUAUUCCUGUGUGGGGCUCCUAUUGUCUAUUUGCUGCUGUCACAAUUGUCGCAGGCCUUCUCAUAGGAAUGGUGCUGGUGUUCAUCACAGACUGCCUGUGCCCGGCGGCGCCGCCCAAAGGCUUCUACGAACCCAUCCAGAUGGACAUGCCCCCGACUAAGGUGAAGAGGGAAGACAGACCAACCACAGAGGAGCCAGGGGAGGAGGAGGAGGAAGAGGAGGAGGAGGAAGAUGAUGAUGGGGAUGCGGAAGAGGACAAUGAUGCCAACAUCAGGAAAAGGAGGGUGAAAGCAACGGCUGAAUGAUGAUGUACAUUUUUGUUCUGUUGUUUUUAUCAGCUCGUCCCCAUCACAGUCUUUUGCAGGCUGAAUAGUAGAAAUAGGCCUAAAAAGAAUGUAGCUG
This is a messenger RNA of Branchiostoma belcheri (Belcher's lancelet), 965 nucleotides long. Its product is annotated as thioredoxin-related transmembrane protein 1-like. The transcript is spliced from 7 exons. The coding region runs from base 29 to 868 and encodes 279 amino acids. The record is from RefSeq and is a predicted model, not a curated record. NCBI's taxonomy places the organism in Eukaryota, Metazoa, Chordata, Leptocardii, Amphioxiformes, Branchiostomatidae.